This is a messenger RNA of Cyanistes caeruleus (blue tit), 1115 nucleotides long. The record is from RefSeq and is a predicted model, not a curated record. Lineage: Eukaryota; Metazoa; Chordata; Aves; Passeriformes; Paridae.
GGUGUUCUGGAGGCUGAGCUGCGUGGUCACAAGGGGAGUUACAAAACCGGAAUGUUUUGAGGAGCCCGGGGAAGGCAGGGUGGGAGCAGCGCCCACAGUGAGACGGAGCUUGCAGGACCCCCGUGAUCCCUCUGCCCUCCUUCUGCAGGGGUGGGGACAUGACCGGGGACAUGCGGGCCCUGCUGUGCCUCUGGCUGGUGGCCCAGGUGGCCCAGGUGGCCCUGUCCUCCCGGGUCCGCACCCGCCGGGAGCUGGGGCCCGGUUUGUACGAGCACGGAGUUUACGACGCCGGGGGCUCCUACUGCCAGCGGGGGGAUGUCUGCUGCCACGGCCGCGACGACGGCUGCACCGUGCCCUACCACGACACCCUCUGCUACUGCGACCUCUUCUGCAACCGCACCGUCUCUGACUGCUGCCCCGACUUCUGGGAAUACUGCCUGGGCAUCCCGGCCCCCUUCCCCAAAGCCCCAGGCUGUGCCCGUGCCGGACACAAUUAUCCCACCGGAGCCACGUACCGGGAGAACUGCAACCUGUGCACCUGUGGCCCCGGCGGGCAGUGGCAGUGCGAGGACCACGCCUGCCUGAUGGAUGGGGAGCUGAUCGAUGCCGUCAACAGAGGCAACUACGGCUGGAGAGCCGCCAACUACAGCCAGUUCUGGGGGAUGACCCUGGAGGACGGGAUCCGGCACCGCCUGGGCACCUUCCGUCCCUCUCCCACCGUCAUGAACAUGAACGAGAUGCAUAUGAACAUGGACUCCAACGAGGUGCUGCCGCGUCACUUCGAUGCCGCCACCAAAUGGCCCGGGAUGAUCCACGAGCCCCUGGACCAGGGAAACUGCGCCGGCUCCUGGGCCUUCUCCACGGCUGCCGUCGCCUCGGACCGCAUUUCCAUCCACUCCAUGGGACACAUGACCCCCGCCCUGUCCCCGCAAAACCUCCUCUCCUGUGACACCCGCAACCAGCGGGGCUGCAGCGGGGGGCGCCUGGAUGGAGCCUGGUGGUACCUGCGCAGGAGAGGGUCAGUGGGGAUGGGCUGGGAUGGGAUGGGGUGGGAGACCACAGAGCAGCUGGAGCACAACGCCUUUUAUUCCAAAGCUGGAAGAACUGAGCUCUAA